Hyaena hyaena (striped hyena) is the source of this 950-nucleotide messenger RNA. RefSeq names its product leucine-rich repeat-containing protein 51. NCBI's taxonomy places the organism in Eukaryota, Metazoa, Chordata, Mammalia, Carnivora, Hyaenidae. The record is from RefSeq and is a predicted model, not a curated record. The transcript is spliced from 6 exons. Bases 296 to 874 code for a protein of 192 amino acids. Gene Ontology annotation, molecular function: protein binding.
CGCUUCAGGACCCGGGAAAAGGAAGUGUGAAGACCACUGGUAGAAGGGGUGUCACUACUUCCGGACGCGGGUCUCGACUUGAGAGCAAAGAAAACUACAAAUCCCAGCACCGCCCGCGGCUUCGGAGGCCCGCCUCCGGCGAACUACAGCUCCCGGGGGUAUUUCCAGUUUAACAGGGAACAAUCACUGAACCCAAAGGAAUGAAUCCCUAAUGGUGGAGUUUCAGGCAUCAGUGACAGGCUGAACCCAGACUCCGAGGGCCAAUGCUUACACCUGGCAAACGAUGGCCUGAGCUAUGAGCAAAGAGGACUAUAUGAACACUUCGGUGCAAGAGCCCCCUCUUGACUUUUCCUUCAGAAGCAUCCACGUGAUCCAAGAUCUGACAAGCGAGGAGCCAAGAACAGGGCUACGACCACUAAGGCACUCAAAGUCAGGGAAGUCUCUGACCCAGUCCCUGUGGCUGAACAACAAUGUCCUCAAUGAUCUGAAAGACUUCAGCCAUGUGGUUUCACUGCUUCUGGAGCAUCCAGAGAACCUGGCCUGGAUUGAUCUGUCCUUCAACGACCUGACUUCGAUUGACCCUGUCCUGACAACUUUCUUCAACCUCAGUGUCCUCUAUCUCCAUGGCAACAGCAUCCAGCGCCUGGGAGAAGUGAACAAGCUGGCUGUCCUCCCUCGCCUCCGGAGUCUGACACUCCAUGGGAACCCCGUAGAAGAGGAGAAGGGGUAUAGGCAAUAUGUGCUGUGCACCCUGCCACGUAUCACCACAUUCGACUUCAGUGGGGUCACCAAGGCAGACCGCACCACGGCUGAAGUGUGGAAGCGCAUGAACAUCAAGCCCAAGAAGGUCCGGAUCAAGCAGAAUGCACUCUGAGGUUCUCAGGUCCCAGCAAUCCUGAAGGCCAGAGGAUGGUCAGUUUGGUUUAACAAUAAACGAUGCAAGCAGUUGA